Messenger RNA from Oncorhynchus keta (chum salmon), 1426 nucleotides. Its product is annotated as cytosolic 5'-nucleotidase 1A. Lineage: Eukaryota; Metazoa; Chordata; Actinopteri; Salmoniformes; Salmonidae. Gene Ontology annotation, biological process: nucleotide metabolic process; adenosine metabolic process. The record is from RefSeq and is a predicted model, not a curated record. Gene Ontology annotation, cellular component: cytoplasm; cytosol. Gene Ontology annotation, molecular function: nucleotide binding; 5'-nucleotidase activity; magnesium ion binding. The transcript has 6 exons. Bases 360 to 1214 code for a protein of 284 amino acids.
UCCUGUACAGCGGGUGGCAGUAUUGGAUAAAUAUCUGAGAUGUUUUUUUUUUUUAACGGAAAAACACUGUAGAAAGGGAGGGCAAUUUUACGGUACUCGCUUAGGCACUCGCAAGCACUCUUAGGCUACUGGUUUCAAAUGGUUCUUUAUGCUGCAUAAUCUGUUCAACAUAUGUGGAAGUUUGUCAUUAUAGCCUAUUCAAAUAGACCAUUUUGCAAGACCAAAUGCAUUCUAAAGUAUUCCUGAAAGUCAAUUGGCUUUGUACUUUCGUUUUCAUGGUGAAGAAACUUUAGAGUUUGGAGAUUGUUUGCGUUAUUAUUUUUCAAACUAUUAUCUUUCAAACUGCUUUAUCAAGCAAGAUGGAUUCAAUGGUGCGCAACCCGGAUGUCAAGCAGAGAGACGCAGCUCAGGCUGUGGUUGUUGCAGUGUCAUCAGACGCAAUUUUUGACCCAGAAGUUGAGCAAGUCCAUGGAGCAACAGAACCUUUGAGAAAGGGAGAUGCUUUUUCUUUCAUGAAGGCCAUCCAGGUAGUGAAUGAAAGACUGCUGACCUUGAACUCUGAUGAGACAUUGCUGUUCGAUGUGAUUCUGCUUUCCAAUGAUAGCGAAGAAAAACACUCACGGAUCAUUGCCAGUGCAAAACAUUAUGGUCUUGAUAUUGGCAGAUUUUGCUUCUGUAACAAGGAGGAUUCCAUUGAGAGCCUGCAAUCAAACAACGUGAAACUGUUCCUGUCAACGGAUACUAAUGAUGUGUGCAAGGCCUUACAAAAAGGUGUUCCAGCAGCCCUACUGUACCGUCAGACAGACCCACAUCAUCAGACAGAGGAUCAGCUCAAAGUGGUGUUCUCGGGAGACGUGAUUGGAUCCUCAGAGGAGAUGCUGCAUGGCUUAAGAGAACAGGGCUUCACCGAGACCCAGCUGCAGGGCUUCAAAACUGCAAAGGGUUCCGUGAAAGAGUUUGCCGUAUUGAUGGGAGAGAUGAGGAGGAGGUUUGGGUUGGAGGGAAGCCCCCUCUGCACCGGACUGAUGACAGUAUGGAGCUCCAGGGAUGUGUGUGCCAGCGCCCUGAAGACUCUACGAGGCUGGGGACUGCUUGUGGAUGAGGCCUUUUGCCUGGCCGGAGCCCCUCGUAGCCCCAUCCUUAACUUGGUACGGCCGCACAUCCUCUGCCUCGAUGGCCUGUAUCACAUGGAGGGGUUCACUGCAAUGUCAUGAUGGAUGGCAGACCGAUGGGAAGAAGAUGUAUGUAUGGGUAUUUUUCUGUUACAUUUUUGGAUGGAAGCUUUCUUGUAUGCUUUUUGUCUCGAGUUUUAUUUUACCUCACCAGCAUUUUUAUCAUUCAUACAACAGCUGCCACCUUCAGUAUGUCAAUGAACCAACUGCUUGAACAGAUUGUUGUGUAAAUAAAUAUAAAAAUAUUCCUUUAA